Molecule: messenger RNA, 1278 nt
Organism: Penicillium mononematosum
Lineage: Eukaryota; Fungi; Ascomycota; Eurotiomycetes; Eurotiales; Aspergillaceae
Product: acyl-CoA dehydrogenase family protein
Exons: 5
Coding region: 1-1278 (425 amino acids)
Molecular function (GO): flavin adenine dinucleotide binding; acyl-CoA dehydrogenase activity
Source: RefSeq, a predicted model, not a curated record
AUGUCUGUUUCCAACGUGCCGUUCGCGGACCCUUUAUGGCUUAACCGGAAGCACAGCCCGUACUACAAAGAUUCGCAUCGCAAACUGCAAAAAGAAGUUCGCCAGUAUGUGGAUGAACAUAUCUCACCAUUUUGUGAGGAAUGGGAAAAGCAAGGAUUCGUUCCGCCCGAGGCUCAAAGGCGCCACGCAGAGCUGGGAUAUACCGCCGUCGCUUCUUUCCCACUGGCAAUAGACUACCUAGACGGCCAACGACUUCCCGGCGAUAUCAAUCCCUACGAGUGGGAUGGGUUCCACGAUAUCGUCGUGAUUGACGAGCUCGCUCGCUGUGGAUACCUUGGUAUUGUGUGGGCACUUGGGUGCGGAAACUCGAUUGGCGGUCCGCCUAUUAUCAACUUUGGAAAUGAAGAGCAGAAGCGCCGCUUUCUUCCGGAUAUGCUGAAGGGGAAUAUUCGAUUUUGCCUUGGUGUGACUGAGCCUGAUGCUGGAUCUGAUGUUGCUGGAAUCACAACCGUUGCCGAACGGAAAGGGGAGGUUUAUAUUGUCAAUGGGGCGAAGAAAUGGAUCACGAACGGCAUCUUCGCUGACUUCUGCACUGCAGCUGUGAGGACUGGAGGAGAAGGGACUCACGGUGUCUCAGCUAUGGUAAUUCCGAUGAAAGCUCGCGGAGUAACCUGCAGGAAGAUCGAGAACUCGGGCGUUCAUGCUAGUGGAUCAACCUACAUUGAGUUUGAUCAAGUUGAAGUCCCCGUCGCCAACCUGCUGGGAGAGGAAAAUAAAGGGUUCCACGUCAUCAUGAACAAUUUCAACCAUGAGCGCCUGUGGUUGGCCUGUACAUCCCUCCGAAUGGCCCGUGUCUGUGCCGAGGAUGCCUACCAGCACGCCAUAACCCGCGAAACGUUCGGCAAAAAGCUCAUCGAAAACCAAAUUAUUCGCUCGAAGUUUAGCGCAAUGGCACGCGGUCUUGACUCGACUUACGCGUGGAUGGAGCAGCUUGUGUAUAUCGCAGAGACAGCCAAGAAGGAGGGCACGGACGCUGGAAUGGGAGGGCUGUUUGCGAAUUUGAAAGUGCUGGCAGGUCAAACUCUGGAGAAGGUCAACCGAGAGGCUCAGCAGGUUAUGGGUGGACUCGGGUACUCCAAGAAUGGUCGUGGCUCCAGAAUUGAGCAGGUCAGUCGUGACGUUAGGGUAAUGGUUGUUGGAGGCGGAAGUGAAGAGAUUCUGUCGGAGUUGGCUGUUAAUCAGGAGAUUAGGACGAUGAAGAAGCAGAGCAAACUCUAG